Messenger RNA from Aspergillus alliaceus, 1523 nucleotides. RefSeq names its product putative glucosamine-6-phosphate deaminase. The coding region runs from base 193 to 1269 and encodes 358 amino acids. Lineage: Eukaryota; Fungi; Ascomycota; Eurotiomycetes; Eurotiales; Aspergillaceae. Gene Ontology annotation, cellular component: cytoplasm. Gene Ontology annotation, molecular function: glucosamine-6-phosphate deaminase activity; identical protein binding. The record is from RefSeq and is a predicted model, not a curated record. Gene Ontology annotation, biological process: carbohydrate metabolic process; N-acetylglucosamine catabolic process; N-acetylneuraminate catabolic process. The transcript is spliced from 4 exons.
UUCUCCUUUGCUCUUCAUCUUUUCUCUCAUCCAAAGAUUUCUCUACUUUCCUUGAACAUACAUCUUUGGCAGUCUUGCAUACAAUAUAUACUGUUACUCCUCUGCCUAGAAUCCCCUUCACCUCAGGUUUCCCUGAGAACUCAUAAGCUUUACCCCCACUCUCUUAUCGGUGACGUAGUACCACCGUUCAUCAUGAGAGUGAUAAUCAGAGAAACUGCCCUGGAGGCCUCGGAGUACAUAGCCGAUUAUAUCAUCAGUCGCAUCAAGGCAUUCAAGCCUACGCAAGAUCAACCAUUUGUUCUUGGUCUUCCCACUGGCAGUACGCCAGAGAUAAUCUACAAGACCCUUGUACAACGCUACAGAGAAGGCGACAUUUCCUUUAAAAAUGUCGUCACCUUCAAUAUGGAUGAGUAUGUCGGGCUACCACGCGACCAUCCUGAAUCAUACCACAGCUUCAUGUAUAAACAUUUCUUCUCUCAUGUCGACAUCCCGCCUCAGAAUAUCAAUAUUCUCGACGGAAACGCUCUAGAUCUCGCUGCCGAAUGUGCCUCUUUCGAGGCAAAGAUCGCCCGUUACGGUGGCAUCGAGCUCUUCUUGGGCGGCGUUGGCCCAGACGGACACAUCGCAUUCAACGAACCAGGAUCGUCACUGAGCAGCCGUACCCGAGUCAAGACACUGGCCUAUGAUACGAUCCUAGCUAACUCCCGGUUUUUCGGAGGAAACCUAGACAAAGUGCCUAGGAUGGCCUUGACCGUUGGUAUUCAAACAAUUAUGGAAGCCCGCGAAGUUGUUAUUGUGGCUACUGGAGCCCACAAGGCGCUGGCAGUGGAGAAGGGCCUCGAAGGCGGUGUCAAUCAUAUGUGGACCCUUUCGGCCCUGCAGCUACAUCAGCAUCCACUGAUUGUAUGCGAUCGCGAUGCGACCCUGGAGCUCAAAGUUAAGACAGUCCGGUACUUUGAGGCAAUUGAACAAUCCGGUACCGAUGCACGUACACAAGGGCCGCCUCUUGUUUACCGACCGAGGACGUAUGUCCCUGCUCUUAUUGGGGUGAGCAAAACGAAUCAGCAACCCACUCCAGCGUCAACACCACCGAGGGUCCCAAAGGACCUGAAAAUAAAUACUCAGCUCAACCAGACGUUAGAUGAAGAUGAGUUGACUCCUGAUAGCAUGUCUUCCCGAAUGGUCGAUUCAGCCAUUAGCGGGCUAGACUCGACAUUGAAGGGCGACCUAAUGUUCGACCGCAUGAGCAAUCGAGUUAUCCCUCAUUAACCACGCCGAGCAUGGGGAUUAGGAUUUCAAAUUUACAGUGUUGGUUGGACAAGCGAGUUCUGAGUUGGCAAUUUUCCUCAACACGUAUCCAGGAUCCUAUAUUAGUAUUUCUCCAGGAGAGGGCUUUGUCAUUCAUUUCGUUCGCAUUGGAGUAGGGCAUAGUUUUUGAUUUGUUGCUUGGAUGGGUCCGCUACUUGAGAAACUUACUUUGUGCUUUUACCAAUAUCCAUAGACGGCUUGGUACUCAGUGUUGC